This is a messenger RNA of Petromyzon marinus (sea lamprey), 3481 nucleotides long. Lineage: Eukaryota; Metazoa; Chordata; Hyperoartia; Petromyzontiformes; Petromyzontidae. The record is from RefSeq and is a predicted model, not a curated record.
UGGGGGUGUGACGUAAUACUGACUCUGCGUUUCUGCUCUUGAUUAUAUACCAAGAGCAUGCACGGUAUUAACGUUGUAUAAACGUAAACUGACCGUGUUGUGUGAGUCUUGCUUGCUAUGCAUGUUGUCACAUGACACCCUUUUGAAUGAUGCGCCCGUUCCAUCUCAAAUGAUUAUCCGGUUGGAAAAUUUACAGGCGCCUGGUUUUAGGCGUGGAGCGUAAAAGAGCUGCGAGAAACCGCGUCUCGCUGCGCGGAAUCCGCCCGGCAGAGCCACUCAUCCACUCUGACUGCCUGCGUCCGCCCCGUCUCCCAAGACAAUGGGUGCGAAAAUGAGCAAGAAGAGGAAGGGGAGAGGCGACGCCGACGAGGCCAAGAGCCAGACGGAGCAGACGGAGCAGGCGGGCAACGCGGAGGGCGCAGGCGAGGAGACCGGGAGCCAGGACGCGGUCGAGGCGGGAGGCCCCGAUGAGAACGCGGCCAGUGAGGCCGCGGACGCCGCAACGGGCGGAGGAGCGGUCGCCGCCGAGGCCGACGAAGGCCCUCGUCGGGCAGCUCAGACGGCCGCAGAAUCCCCCAGCGAGGACGCGGACCCUGGAGCGGGAGCCGAGGGAGAGGCCGCGCCACCGGAGGUGGACCCCGAGGCUCGGUCAACGCAGACAGAGCGGGCGGGAGACGCCGCGGCCGAGAGAGCUGCGGCCGCGGACACGGCGGCAGCGAAGGAGCUCGGAGCACUGCCCGGGCACGAGAGCGAGAAGCGGGCGGGAGCAGCCAGCGGUUUGCCCGCGGAGUCGGCGUCGUCCGAGCAGAAGCCGGGCUCUGGGCGGCCCGCCAGCGACGUGGGGUCGCACCGGAGCGGGCAGGCGGCGGAGGGAUGCCGACCGAACCCCGGCGAGGCAGCCGCAGCUGCAGCCGAGAGCCCCGAGUCCUGCGUUGGCGACACGGGGCACGGGGCGGCUACUCGAGCGCCGGGCAAGGAAGGCGCCGCUAUCGCGGCGGGGUCACCGCCGGGGGUAGAGACGCAACCGCAACGCGCGGGCCGGGCCGUGUCCCCAGGCCCUGGCAAGCCGCCACAGAUCGCGCCCAGCUCAAGCUCCGGAUCCGACGCAGGCACUUUCGCCGUUAAAUUGGAAUCAAAUGCGGAGCGCGUCGAGAAGGAGGAGGUGUGGGUGAGGAGGGAUGCGGUGGAGUCGACGCACGCGGCAGAAAAACCCAAACGGAAUUCCCACCACGACGGCGGGGAUUCCACGGCGCCCGAACCCGAUCCGAUUAUCCCGGUCGCAGCGGAGGCCAUCACGAUGGCAAAGGAGCCAACUCCACCGCAGGGGGUCACCGAGAGCCAGGGUCGGGGCUUCGAGGACAAGCGUUCGUCGGCGGUGGCUGCGAAAACGCCCACGGCGAUCGCAGCUCCCUCGACGAAGUGCCACGCCGAGACGGAUUCCGUCCGGGGCAGUGAAAUCGCAUCGGCGCUGGAGGUUGGCGAAAAGGCGACAUCGCCGCGGGCGAACGAUUGCGCGCAGACGGCGGCGGCGCAAUUGGCAACUCAGGGGACUGGUGACGAGGUGGCGGCCAAGCCGGGCCCUCGGGGAUCCGCUCCGCAGGCGACGGAUGGCGUCGCGGUGUCGCCGGGAACUCCCGAUGGCGUGGGGGCUUUAGCGGUGACAGGCGAGGGGGUUCCCGCAUCCCCCGGGUCGCGGGGGGGCGAACAGCAGCCCCCCCCUGCGGCCCCCCGAGUAAACGACCGCGGUGGCAGCGGCCAGGCGCCAGCAGCGGCGGGGGCCGUGGCGGAUUCGUCCACGGAUGCCGCGCGCACGAACGGGGCCUUGGAUCAAGGAGUUGACGACGACGAUGUGGGAUCUGCAGGCGCCGCCGCUGUUAGUGGUGGCGCUAGUGCCGGUGGUGGCGCUGCUGCUGCUGCUGAUGCUGGCGGUGGUGGUGGUGAUACCAAUGGACACCACCGCUGCGAUGAUGUCAACGGUGAUGGCACCGCCAGCGCCAAUGAUGAUGGUGGUGGAGUGCGUGGUGAAGGUGGUGCUGUAGCGCCAGCACAAGAAGCCAAAGCCGUCGACGAGACCCAUUGUCAGACGUCACCUCAAGGGGAUCAGGUCGUUGUUGAUGGUCACCCCAAAGCCCCCUCGCGUCGCAAGGGGAACAGAGGAGGAGGAGGUGGUGGAGAAGAUGUGGAAGAUGCUGAAGUUGAGGAGGUGGUGGGAGGAGAUGGGGUGGCCACGGCGGGGAAUUUGAUCGAAUUUUAAGGGAAGCGGUGACUUCUGAGCAGCCUGCUGUUGAAAUUCGAAUGAAAAUGAAAUGGCAAGAGACUCUUAAAUACAACACCAGAUGCGCCAGUGACUGCUCACUACAUCACAACGCUUGCACACGUCACUCUGUGUUUUCAUUCCCUUAUUUAUACAAACUCCCUCCCGUUUCUCUGCGUCUCUUGCCUCUGUAUCCAUCUGCAUGCCGGGUAGUGACACGACAGCCACUUGACAUGCGGUAGUAGUAGUGAUAAUAAUACGACUAACGACCAAUUCCUACCUUUUUACGGGACGUUAAAUGCGUGCUCCAUACUCCCAUCCCACCACCCCCUGGGCAGCUGCAAAGAUCACCGCGACUGGAGGCACGGGUGGCGUUUGACCACGAAAGAAGUGAAGGGCGAACCGAACGUGAAACCUCCCUCGUCUGGAGCAAUGCUCUCACGUUUCCGCCGACCAAACACGAGCCGCCAGCGUGCGGCCCGAACUCCAGUGUUGUGCCGGCCAAGCAGAGACCCAUUAAGAGUCCUGUGCGUAUCUUUCAGUGACGGCGACAGAAAUAAAUGAGCGCGCUAACGUCGCUCCCCAACCCCCUCCCUCCCGCCUAGUACCCGACCAGUGCGGCCAAGAUGCUCGCAGCGACGUUGGCGGGGCCGUUUCGAAUCGCUGGGCAUCACGUGGCCACGGGCCGUGUGAUGCCCAGCGAUUUUGUCUCUCCUCCAGCGACUCCCCCCCCGCCUCCUCCUCCUCCUGGUUCGGCACUCCGCCUGGGUUCGGCACUUGUGUUGGCUCUUCACGUUUUGCCGGCUACAACGCCACACGCGGCUACAUCAUACAGCUCCUUCUCCGAAAGUCCAGUGGCGUGGAUCGCAUGCCCCGAGCCUCCCCAAGCCCACAACUCCAAUUCCCUUCUCAGCCUGUCGCCUGCGUGGGCUCCCUCCGACUCACUUGUUGGCAUUGGCGCAGUUGCACCGCCUGUACCCUCCGUAGCCUACUCCGUAGCCUACUCCGUAGCCGACUCCACUGUUGUAGUCCCAUUCUGUGCUGUAGAUGGGCGAACCCGAUUAGAGGUCGCAUAGUGCGUGACAUUCCGGUGGUUUCAACUCCUGUAAACCGUAUACCACUUUUACCGGUUUUAUCUAUCACUUAGUCUGUAGUAGUGCCGCUUUCAAAUGCAAUGUAGUAACGACGCGAAUAACUGGACGGUUCUAUUAAACACUCCUUACAAUA